This is a messenger RNA of Hemicordylus capensis (graceful crag lizard), 3677 nucleotides long. RefSeq names its product exocyst complex component 6 (gene EXOC6). Bases 341 to 2752 code for a protein of 803 amino acids. NCBI's taxonomy places the organism in Eukaryota, Metazoa, Chordata, Lepidosauria, Squamata, Cordylidae. The record is from RefSeq and is a predicted model, not a curated record. Gene Ontology annotation, cellular component: exocyst; membrane. Gene Ontology annotation, biological process: exocytosis; Golgi to plasma membrane transport; intracellular protein transport. The transcript is spliced from 24 exons.
GCCCGCUCCCCUCCCAUCCAAGAUGGCGGAGAGCUUGCCAGAGCAUGAGCGGAUCCUGCAGGAGAUUGAAAGCACAGACACGGCCUGUGUGGGACCCACCUUGAGACCCUCUGAAACGGAGAUGUCACCAUACAUUUAAUCACCAGAUUGAGACAAUUAGAAACAGGCUGGUAGCUGUCAAGGAUGGAUCCAGGCAGGGCUUUUCAAGGAGCAGCCUUCUCUUUGACUUCUUCAAAACAGAUGAUGUUCUGCCCUCUUUGAGAGAAGCAUUUAUUGUAUUCUCCACCUACCGGGCCACCUUCUCUCUCCCCUCUCCACUGGACAUCUUUUACUAGCCGAGAUGAACAAGGAUCAAGAGUGCAGGUGGAUAAUCUCAUGCUCCCAAGGAUCUUGUCUACAUCCUCAGACUUCACAAGUUGAAAGGUCUGUAUAUGAUGACCAGCCAAAUGCACACCAAAAGUUCAUGGAAAAACUGGAUGCGUGUAUACGCAACCAUGACAAGGAGAUUGAAAAAAUGUGCAAUUUUCACCAUCAAGGCUUUGUGGAUGCUAUUACAGAACUUCUUAAAGUAAGGGCUAAUGCAGAAAAACUAAAGGUCCAAGUUACUGAUACCAACCGAAGGCUUCAAGAUGCUGGGAAAGAGGUGAUAGCUCAAACAGAGGAAAUCAUCCAGUGUAGACUUCAGCAGAGGAAUAUUACGACCGUGGUUGAGAAACUUCAGUUGUGUCUUCCAGUUCUGGAAAUGUACCGCAAACUAAAAGAGCAGAUGAACGUGAAACGAUAUUAUUCUGCUUUAAAAACUAUGGAGCAGCUAGAAAAUAUAUACUUCCCUAGAGUGAGUCAGUAUCGUUUUUGCCAGAUAAUGACUGAAAACCUUCCAAAGCUUCGUGAGGAAAUUAAAGAAAUUUCCAUGUCAGAUCUUAAGGAUUUCCUAGAAAGUAUUCGGAAGCAUUCAGAUAAAAUUGGUGAAACAGCAAUGAAACAGGCACAGCAACAGAAAACCUUUAAUACUGCUCUCCAGAAGCAGAACAAUCUAAGUUAUGGAAAGAAUAUGUAUAUAAGUAAUGACUGGCUUCCAGAACCAAGGAAUGAAAUAGUUUCAAAUCAAAACCUUGAGGAAGAAGAAGAAGAACAUGAAGAUGAGGUUUUGACAGCUCAUGAUCUGGUAGACUUUUCACCUGUUUAUAGAUGCUUGCAUAUUUAUUCAGUUCUGGGUGACGCGGAGACAUUUGAAAACUAUUAUAGAAAACAGAGAAGGAAACAGGCAAGACUAGUAUUACAGCCACAGUCAAACAUGCAUGAAACAGUGGAAGGCUACAGAAGAUACUUCAGUCAAAUUGUAGGUUUUUUUGUAGUGGAAGACCACAUUUUACAUGUAACACAUGGACUAAUAACAAGAGCUUACACUGAUGAGCUUUGGAACAUGGCACUUUCUAAGAUUAUUGCUGUCCUUAGAACUCAUUCAUCCUAUUGCACUGAUCCUGAUCUAGUUUUGGAGCUGAAGAAUCUGAUCGUUGUGUUUGCUGAUACUUUGCAGGGUUAUGGUUUUCCUGUGAACCGACUAUUUGAUCUUUUAUUUGAAAUAAGAGACCAGUACAAUGAAACACUGCUUAAAAAAUGGGCUGUGGUAUUCAGGGAUAUUUUUGAAGCAGAUAAUUACAGCCCGAUACCUGUAUCAAAUGAAGAAGAAUAUAAAAUAGUGAUUAGCAAGUUUCCUUUUCAAGAUGCAGAACUUGAUAAGCAGUGUUUUCCAAAGAAACUGCCAAUGUCUCAGUCAGUGCCUCAGAUUUAUAUCCAGGUUAAAGAAUUCAUUUAUGCAAGCCUUAAGUUUUCGGAGUCCCUUCAUCGCAGUUCGACAGAAAUAGAUGAUAUGCUUAGAAAAUCAACGAACUUGUUGCUGACUAGAACUUUAAGCAGUUGUUUACAAAACCUCAUCAAAAAGCCUCACAUAGGUUUGACAGAGUUGGUGCAAAUUAUCAUAAACACAACACAUUUGGAACAAGCAUGUAAAUACCUUGAAGACUUCAUAACUAAUGUUACAAAUAUUUCUCAAGAAGCUGUUCAUACUGCAAGACUUUAUGGUCUUUCAACAUUUAAGGAUGCAAGACAUGCUGCUGAAGGAGAGAUUUAUACCAAACUUAACCAAAAGAUUGAUGAAUUUAUCCAGCUUGCUGACUAUGAUUGGAUAAUGACUGAGCCAGAUGGGAGAGCCAGUGGUUACUUAAUGGAUCUUAUUAAUUUCUUAAGAAGCACCUUUCAAGUUUUUACUCACUUGCCUGGAAAAGUGGCCCAGACUGCUUGUAUGUCAGCUUGCCAGCAUCUUUCAACCUCUAUGAUGCAGAUGCUAUUGGAUAAUGACUUAAAACAAAUAAGCAUGGGAGCCAUUCAGCAAUUUAACUUAGAUGUCAUGCAGUGUGAAUUGUUUGCCAGUUCUGAGCCUGUACCUGGAUUCCAUGGAGAAACCUUGCAGUUAGCAUUUAUUGACCUCAGACAACUCCUGGACCUGUUCAUGGUGUGGGAUUGGUCGACUUACCUCGCGGACUACGGGCAGCCCAGCUCCAAGUACCUGCGCGUCAAUCCAAGCACCGCCCUGGCCCUGCUGGAGAAAGUCCACAGAGGCAUGAAAGACGUGAACAAGAAGAACAACAUCUUCGCCCAGUUCCGAAAGAACGACCGAGACAAGCAGAAGCUCAUCGAGACGGUGGUGCGGCAGCUGCGCGGACUGGUGAACGGGAUGUCGCAGCACUCGUGAGGGCCCGGCCGGCUUCAAGGCUGCGGGAGAGCCGCGGCCGGGGUCAGCGCCCCAGCCCCUCGUGGCCCCGCUUGACGGAGGGCCGGCGAGCGAUGCUGACGAGGAGACUGGCCUAUGAAGCAGCAGCAGCCGCCGCCGCCGCCCUGGGGCCUGGUGGUGGUGGUGGUGUGGGGCCCUUUCCCUAGCAAUCGCUACUCUCUUUAAAAAAGUGUAAACAAUUAGGAGGGGAGAAAUGGGGCUGUGUAUUUACCAAGGCAGAGCGCCAGAGUGUACAGUAUAGUUGUAAAUACCUCCAGAGGUGUCCUCCACCCACCCCCUACUUCGAAAUGACUGGAAGGGGGGGUGGCCCCCAAGCUUCCCUUGCCGCUUCCUGCUUGAACCCCGCUGCCAUCUUUUCUAAACUGCUCCAGGCCCACAGGCUGCCUUCCUCUCUCUCCUCCCACCACUCCAGCGCCCCGCAUUGCUUGUAUAUGAGUAGACCGUUUUCUAUAUCAGGUUUUCUUUUUGUAGUCGGGGAAGGGAGAUCUUUUUGUAAAAACCCUUUGAAACUACCUGAAUCAAACGCCGGCCUUGGUGGCCUUUGAAGGCCGGGACUUUUCUAGAUUAUUCUCCCCCUUCCCCGGAGUUUGCUUCUGCCCCCGCUGCAGAAGGGACAAGACAACGCGAUGCCCAUUGUUGUGUGCGAAGUGUGUGUGUCGUUCGGGGUGUUGAUAGCACUAGAUCCGUGUUCGCCUUUCCCCGACUUCCAACUUCUGCAGUGGAGCCGCCGAUGCCGAAGAAACACAAGCGCGAAUGUAUAACCAAUGCAAACCAAAUGAAAUCGGGGACUUGCCUACAGAAUGUACAUUCUCUCUCUCUCUCUCUUUCUUUUUGCUCCCUGUAUUAAGUUAUUUGACGGUCCAAAAAUACAGUAAUAUAAACCUUA